Molecule: messenger RNA, 675 nt
Organism: Saprolegnia parasitica CBS 223.65
Lineage: Eukaryota; Oomycota; Saprolegniomycetes; Saprolegniales; Saprolegniaceae
Exons: 4
Coding region: 13-675 (220 amino acids)
Molecular function (GO): protein binding
Source: RefSeq, a predicted model, not a curated record
CGGCUGCGACGCAUGUCGACGAUGCAGAGCCUCGCAGGGGAUACCCGCAGCUCGUUCAAGGUCAUGAGCCCGAAGGACCUCAUGGCGCAGCUCCAGAGCAAGGCCAAGGACGAUGAUGAGGACGACGACGAAGAUGAUGACGAAGAGGAGAUGGACUAUAGCGAGACGUACAUGGUCGACCUCCUCAUCGAAGGCAACAUGGUGCCCCUCUUGAAGCGCCUCCAGACCGAGACGAUCUCGGAAGACGACUUGCUGGCCGUCACGAUGGACCUCAACAUCCUCUCGGCGGCUGCUCUCUACGGCAAUCACAAGGUCGUCGGCCUUGUCUUGCAGAAGACCAACUACAAGCUGCUGCCAGACUAUGCGUACACACCCAUCUACUACGCCGUGUACAACAACUUCAAGCGGACGGUCAAGGUGCUUCUCGACCACAUACACGGGAUCGACCUCUCGGCCACGGACGAGUAUGGCUCGACGACGCUGCACAUUGCGGCCGCCUAUGAGCACAACGAGGUGCUCCAGAUGCUUCUGGACCGCGGCGCGCGCGUCGACUUCGCCAACGAGCAUGGCGAGACGCCGCUGCACAAGGCCGCGGCCCACGGCAACGUGCUUGGCGUCUCGAUCUUGCUGCGGAAUGGCGCGUUCGUCAACAAGCUCACGGCGGUACGAACGUAG